GCUCUCGUGGAACCCAAGGCAAAAGAGCCAGUAGCCUUUACUCUCCUCCUCGAAACGCCAGCCUCCACUGUUGAAGACAAAAACCUCAUUUCAAAUUUUUUUUAAAGUAAAAAAAAAAAAAAAAAAUCAAAAACUAGAAUGGAUACAUUCAUCAGCUUCAGAUCAAUCUCAGAGCUCAGGAUUUUGUCAGCUCUUCUCUUUCUAUUCAUGUUCUGUUCCAGCUUGAGAUUAACAGAGGCGUAUGAUUCACUUGACCCUAAUGGAAACAUAACUAUCAAGUGGGACAUUAUGCAGUGGACCGCAGAUGGCUAUGUUGUCUAUCCAAUUAAUCCUUGUAGCAACGCAUCCUCUCAGGCUGUUGUUACAAUUUUCAAUUACCAACAAUAUCGUCACAUCCAAGCACCCGGAUGGACUCUCGGUUGGACAUGGGCCAAGAAGGAAGUGAUCUGGACCAUGAUGGGAGGACAAACUACAGAACAAGGCGAUUGCUCAAGAUUCAAAGGAAAUACUCCACAUUGCUGUAAGAAGGAUCCAACAGUUGUUGAUUUGCUCCCAGGAACUCCAUAUAACCAGCAGAUUGCUAAUUGUUGCAAAGGGGGAGUGAUUAAUUCGUGGGUUCAAGAUCCCGCCACCACUGUUAGUUCUUUCCAAGUCAGCGUGGGUCAGGCGGGGACCACCAACAAGACAGUUCGUGUGCCCAAGAACUUCACCCUCAAAGCUCCAGGGCCUGGGUACACGUGUGGAGUGGCUAAGAUUGUGAAACCUAGCAAGUUUAUUUCGCAGGAUGGGAGGAGAACAACCCAGGCUUUGAUGACAUGGAAUGUUACCUGCACAUAUUCCCAAUUUCUUGCUCAGAAAACCCCCACCUGCUGUGUUUCGCUUUCAUCUUUCUACAACAACACAAUUGUCAGCUGCCCGACGUGUGCCUGUGGCUGUCAAAACAAUAUAACAGAACCUGGAAGUUGUGUGGAGGGAGAUUCACCUUAUUUAGCUUCUGCUAUCAAUGGCCCUGGUAAAAAUAGCUUCACUCCAUUGGUUCAAUGCACUUCUCAUAUGUGCCCUAUUCGAGUCCACUGGCAUGUAAAGCUCAAUUAUAAAGAAUAUUGGCGGGUGAAAGUCACAAUAACAAAUUUCAACUAUCGGAUGAACUAUACUCAAUGGAACCUUGUCAUCCAACACCCUAAUUUCGACAAUCUCACGCAAGUAUUUAGUUUCAAUUACAAGCCGCUCACUCCUUACGCAGCCAUAAAUGAUACCGCAAUGCUAUGGGGAAUCAAAUACUACAACGACUUGCUCAUGGCAGCUGGUCCUUAUGGAAAUGUGCAAUCUGAACUCCUAUUUCGGAAGGAUUCAUCGACAUUCAGUUUCGAGAAGGGUUGGGCAUUCCCUCGUCGUAUAUACUUCAAUGGUGAUAAUUGCGUUAUGCCACCUCCAGAUGCAUACCCUUGGUUACCAAAUGCUAGCCCUGUACUGAGAAGCCCAUUUACACUCUCACUCACAAUCCUAUGGACAAUUUUAGCACAUCUACUACUGAAUUAAUUGGAGGGUACCAUUGUUUUGUACAUGCUAAUUUAUGUAACCCGACACAAAAUUUAGUCACUGUGGUCAGUUAUGGCAAAAGAAUAUAUGGUUCAUUGUAAUCCAUCACUUAGUUGAGUAACAGUGGGACCUAGUUAUUCACAUCUAAAAAAUGAAACUGGCAAAUUAAAGGAAAAAUAAUAUGUAGUUUUAGUGUUA
This is a messenger RNA of Asparagus officinalis (garden asparagus), 1737 nucleotides long. Its product is annotated as COBRA-like protein 1. The coding region runs from base 139 to 1539 and encodes 466 amino acids. Gene Ontology annotation, biological process: plant-type cell wall cellulose biosynthetic process; cellulose microfibril organization. Lineage: Eukaryota; Viridiplantae; Streptophyta; Magnoliopsida; Asparagales; Asparagaceae. The record is from RefSeq and is a predicted model, not a curated record. The transcript has 6 exons. Gene Ontology annotation, cellular component: plasma membrane.